Messenger RNA from Ipomoea nil (Japanese morning glory), 1509 nucleotides. Its product is annotated as junctional sarcoplasmic reticulum protein 1-like. The transcript is spliced from 5 exons. NCBI's taxonomy places the organism in Eukaryota, Viridiplantae, Streptophyta, Magnoliopsida, Solanales, Convolvulaceae. The record is from RefSeq and is a predicted model, not a curated record. Bases 285 to 1295 code for a protein of 336 amino acids.
UGGUGGAGUUGUGAGAGAGGAGGGGAAGGGUGGAGCCUGGAGGAAUUUAAAUUUGAAUUUUUUGAAUUCUGAGUGUAAUUUUGGCAGUUUUUGGGCACAGCCCACAGGUGCAGUUGAGAGAGAGCAUCUUUUUGUGGAUACUGUAACCGGACACUCUUCUUUUUAACCAUUCAAAAUGACAAGUCUAUGAGAGACUACUUACGUUUGAAACAAAAGUUUUGAUUUAAACUAAGAUCAGAUCGAAUCAUCCAUUUUCCCAUUUCUAUUUUUGUAGCUUAGCAUGCAUGAGUACUAGAAUCAUGAAACAACCUUCUUUGGGUUCCAGACGCCACCAACAAGAUGAAGAACAACCUGAGUUCAACUUCUCAGAUUGGGGUCUCAAGGCCAAAAUCACCCGCGAAAACACCAAUUCCAGAAGGUUUUCUGCUUCUUACAUCACAAGUUUCAGGGAAGAAUAUGCCAAUAAGUCUUUCAGAUCAAACCUCACCAUUUCCAGCACUGCUUCGUCUCCGGGAUACAACUUGAAAGAGGAAAUUGACCCUUCAACGUAUUCUUUCACCACUGCCCUUAAAGCUUUGCAGGCUAAGACGGUGUAUAGCUGGGAAUAUAUGUCGCCGGAGGGAUUGGCUUUGAACUCGAAGUGGGAUGAAGCUGAGAAAUAUAUAUGCAACCCCUUAUCCGGUGAAGUGCCAAUGGAAUGCCUGUCUGCAAAAACGCUCAGCGGCAGAUCAUUCCGGCAGCUUACCAGCCGGAUUACAAUGUCUGCGCCGCUCAUUUUUCCGGCCAGACCGGCGGCUCCGGCCAAGCCACCCAUGCCGCCUCCUCUUGAAAUCAAUCAACCCCACUCUCCCAUUCCCACCCAAGAGAAGAAGAUUGGCGUGACUAGAGAUGUGGGAACUCAAAGCACUCCACCACCACCUGACCUUGGUUCAAGCAGCAGUCCAAGCCCUGCACCCACUCCCUCCAUUGAAGAAAGGUCCAUCAACCGCCAUGCCAGUGAAUCACCUUCCUCCUGUGCAAAACCAAAAUCUGAGGAAGAACAAGAAGAAGAAGAAGAAGAGACGACAGAAGAACUGAAAAGCGGGACGAGAGAGGAAGAAGAGGUCACGGGUAGAGAUGAGUUGGAAGAGAAAGCGAAAGCCGAGAAGGAGAAGGAGAAGGUUAGGAGCAGCAGGCAAGGAGGGUGUUUGUCAUGGAGGAGCUUUCUAUGGAUGAGAAAAAGGCAAAGGCGUAGAGAGAAACAUAGGCCAAGGAAGAAGAACAAUAUCUUUCUUUGCCCUAUUCAUGAAUGCUAGAAAAAGUUUUCAACCAAAAAAAAAAAAGUAUUUUGCUGGGAAAAAUGUACACAUAAAAAAGAUUCUCAUCAUUUUCCACCUAUUAUUGUUGUCUCUCUUGUUUCUCGAGCAUAAUCAAUGAUGCAAAGGUCGAUCGAGUUAGGUAAUUAAGUCUUAGCAAGGUUAGGGUGGAUUUGUUAAUUUCUUGCUGAUAACACGAUUUGGAGUUGGAUCC